Molecule: messenger RNA, 1769 nt
Organism: Westerdykella ornata
Lineage: Eukaryota; Fungi; Ascomycota; Dothideomycetes; Pleosporales; Sporormiaceae
Exons: 1
Coding region: 281-1633 (450 amino acids)
Molecular function (GO): acyltransferase activity, transferring groups other than amino-acyl groups
Source: RefSeq, a predicted model, not a curated record
AGUGACACUGAUCGAAUAAGAGAAGAACUAUGCCAUGCCAAAAAACCGUAGACUAGCGAAUUCUGUACUUUCUCUUCCCACCUUCGGGAAGUUUGUUUUUGCAACGAUCCUGCGAUUAACUUUGGACUUCAAAUCGCCGAACUCCCUCAUCGAAGCUGUAUAUUGGCGUUGUUUCAUAUUCCUCUUUGCAUUCCCCCUCCGUAUUUCUUUCACGAUGACGUCCUUGAGAACCCAGCUGCUGUCACCUCUGGACCAAAAUGCUCCCAAAGUAUAUACUCGCAUGGCUCUAGUCUUCCCGGUCACCGAGUAUGAAGCCGCAAUCGAAGAACUACAAAAGGCUCUUGAAAAAACUUGUCAACAGCUGCCUUAUCUGAAAGGCAAGGUGAUCGACAAAGGAUUGGAACAGCGAAAGGAGUCCUACAUCGUCUGGGAGGAAGGGGCCUCCUCUCCACACUUCCAGGAACGCGUAGCUCCAGAGGGAUUGCCAAGUUACAAACAGCUGCAAUUCGAUCGCACGCCCUUCCCUCCAAGCCUGUGGGUGACUCCUCCUGUCUCCCCAGAAGGAACUCCGGGCUUGGGCGCGACGUAUACGCGUAUUGAAGGAGGCCUCGUUGUCUGUAUUGUCACGUACCACAAAGUUGUCGAUGGUAUCGGAUACAGCCACCUCUUGCGUGUGUUGGCAGACAAUGCUAGAGGAAAACCCUCUCAAGGCCCUGAUCCUGAUGAGAUCUCGCACCGUAGGGCUCGAAUUUUAGGCGGAAACGCAGAGGUCUCGGAGCAGGUUCGGAAGCUAGACUUUGAAUCUCUGCUCGAACGCCACCCCGAAUACACGUUGAGAUCCAGACGUGCUGUGGGCGGUGUCGUACCGUUGGGGCCAAAGAUCGGUCCUCAAUAUGGUACCAACAAGGUUUUCGCUAUUUCCGGACAGAAGGUGGACGCUGUGAAGGCUGCACUGCUUGGUCGUUUACCUCCUCAAGCUCUUACGGUCAACAAUAUCUUAACGGCCCUGAUCUGGACGACGAUAACAUAUAUCCGCAAAACCAGGUCAAGCAACCCCGUCGUUGCAAAGACAUCCAAGAUGGACUUUCCCAUAAGCGCACGGCGCGUUGUCGGUCCAUCUCUACUUGAUCCGCCAUUCAUGGGGAAUGCCAUCUGCUAUGGAAUCACUGAGUUGCCUUUCGACGACAUCGCCUUCAUCCCAACCGAAGAGACAAUCGGCCGAUUGCUUCCUAUCAUCAACGCAAUCGCGAAUGCAGGAGCACAUAUUAAUGCCGACCAUGUUGCCGAGCUCGUGCGUAUAUCAGACUUGAACCCUGAUCUUUCCGACAUCAUGCCAUCGUGGCUCUUUGACUACGGUCCGGGGGAUAUGCACUUCAUCAGUUGGGCGCAAGUGGACAUAUAUGACUUAGACUUUGGAGAUCGACUAGGAAAUCCAAGAUACAUGCGCUCCGCUUUCCUGGAAAUGGAUGGGCUAGUUUGUCAACUCCCUCGACGCAGGGUUAAGGAAGGACAGGGCGAGAAGGAGGUCUUCGAGGUGUCUUUUGUGCUGAAGGCAGAGGACUUGCAGCGCUUGGAGAGGAGCGAAUACUGGCAGAGCUGGUUGGUCCAGGACCGCCUGAAUGGAACAGCGUAGGCGCCGCAAGGUGCCUUGAAGAAGGGAACCAUUUGGUGGGAAAAGAGACAGGAAUUGUUGGAGGACAGAGAAGUGUAGAUAUGUCAUGGUACAUACCAUUAGACCGUUCAAUUAAGAAUCAAUAUCAAAUAUUGAC